This is a messenger RNA of Exaiptasia diaphana, 2302 nucleotides long. RefSeq names its product ficolin-2. Lineage: Eukaryota; Metazoa; Cnidaria; Anthozoa; Actiniaria; Aiptasiidae. The record is from RefSeq and is a predicted model, not a curated record. The coding region runs from base 134 to 1318 and encodes 394 amino acids. The transcript has 7 exons.
UGAGGUAUAUAUGAUACAAAUUAAUUAUACAUGAUAUUUAUGAGCUCCUCAGUGUUUUUCUAGAGGGUCGUCAAAUACGAAGUGCAACACAGGUGUUGCAGUCAAAAACCUUGAAAACCCCGCCAGUUUUUUAAUGUUUUCCGUAAUGCUUCCUAUAAGUAAAGCAGUCAUUACUUGGAUUAUUAUGUUUCGCCUGGUUAACGGUAAAAAUGGUUGUAAAGAUCUAGUUUAUCUUCCCUGCGUCCAAAACAAGACCUUUAGAGGUCACGUGAUCAAGAGCUUUCGAAUCCUAGCUCCCGGGUUACAAGAAUGUCAGUCAAGAUGUUUCAAAGAAAAGAUGCCGUGUGUAUCGUACAAUUUGGGUCCCGUGAGUGGACAGGUUACGACGUGCGAGUUGAAUGAUCUUGAUCACGUGUCACAUCCAAGUGACCUCGUUUCGAAGGAAGGCUCCCAGUACUGCCCGAUUAAGAAUCCUUGUUCUUCCAACCCUUGUUCUAAUAAAGAGCUAUGCACACCAGACUUUUAUGACGACACUUUCAGGUGCACUGAUGGAAUUUGGAGUCAGUGGGGUGAGUGGUGCAAAUGUUCUACUACCUGGAGACGUGUACGUACCUGUCGUAACCUGGUUUCCAAUGCAAAGGCAGACGAUUGCCCUGGGCUAAGUCAGGAAAGUAACGACAAGAUCACGCAUGGAAAAGUCCCCGCAAGCUGUUCUGAUGCUUCGCAUUGUGGCUGUAAAACAAGUGGUGUAUACACAUUCAAAGAUAAUCUUAAAUUAUUCUGUGAUCAAGAAACCAAUGGCGGUGGAUGGACAGUUAUCCAGAGAAGACAAGAUGGCUCACAAGACUUUUUUCUGGGAUGGCAAGACUAUAAGGUUGGUUUUGGUAGUCUAACUGGAGAAUUCUGGUUGGGACUCGACAAGAUCCACCAACUGACCCAACAAAGUCGACACAGUCUUCGUGUUGAUCUGGAAGACACUGCCUAUGCUGAGUACGAUUAUUUUGCUGUGAGUGAUGAAGCUGAUUGGUACAGGUUGAGUCUUGGUAACUAUAAAGGCAAUGCUGGAGAUUCACUCGGYAGGCAUCGUAACGCCUUUUUCUCGACAAAAGACCAAGACCAUGAUUUUMAAACCACAAUAAACUGUGCUUCCAAUUUCACAGGAGCAUGGUGGUAUACGAAUUGUCAUAAUUCCAACCUAAAUGGUCUGUACCUCAACGGUUCAACUACCGAGUAUGCUAAAGGUAUUGUUUGGAAAACUUGGAAAGGGCAUAAUUACUCAGCUAAGAGAGCUGAAAUAAAGAUCCGACCAAUAAACUGACACCGUCCCACCUCCUUUAUGUAGACUUCUUAUGCCUAAAUUCAGCAACGAAGGAAUUUUGUGCAGCUGAAGUGGAAAACCGUACAAACAAAAUAAGUGCUUUUCCCCUGACCGGCGUUCAGUACUAAUAGUUAGGGCAUGCAAUUCAAAUUGUGCAUUGAUGCUUGAUAGUUAUACGUCCUUGAUUAACGAAGAAAAAAAUAUACCAGACUGCCAUGGAUAUCAGCACUAAACCAAAGAAUCAUACAAUUUUUGUCGGGGAGAACGGAAAGGAGAUCGCAUCACUGAAAGGGACUAUGGUUACGAUCUUUAACAUACAAAAAUUUCACUUGUUGGGUUUACUCUUACGGUAUAAAUCAGUUAUUACUUCGCAUCCACUACCAAAGYCAUUGCUCUUGUCAAUAGUGCAAUCGCCGUUUGACAAUUGCCAUUCUCCAUUUUAUCCGAMAACCAAUUUUGAAAUAGGUGCAUUAAAACACAUUCAUAUCAAGCCUGGGUCAAACGCAGCCCUAAAUUGUGUCGCACUUAAAAGUUGAAUAGAACGGACAUUUUGUCUGACUGACUGUCAGGCAAAAUGUCGGUUCUAAAUUUGUCGAUCCAARCAUUGUUACUGUAUUACACAAACCAAAAAACGGAAGAAGCCAUGAAAACCAAUCUUUAACGCGUUGGUAACCUGCGAAAGAUCAUCAUCGUAAGUACUCGUCUCCCAUCGAGAACUAUCAAACGACGACCACAACCUCUAGGGUUAUUCACAUCCAGAGUAAAGACUGAAUUAGACGAAACAACKUUUGCCUACAACCAUCUCAUGCGACUGCGUAAGUCAUUUUUACGACAUGGUUAUACAACUUCACAUCCAUGAUCUCAUGUAGCCUGCGUAAGUCAUCCUUGCAGUUGCAGCUAUGUUGUAAAGGCGCUGUCUUAUUUGGCAUUAAAAGAUAUACUAUAAAACUAUUGAAACCUUUCUCCCAAAGCAGGUCCAAAUUG